This is a messenger RNA of Bradysia coprophila, 760 nucleotides long. RefSeq names its product regulator of nonsense transcripts 3A-like. The record is from RefSeq and is a predicted model, not a curated record. Lineage: Eukaryota; Metazoa; Arthropoda; Insecta; Diptera; Sciaridae.
UCAAAUUCACAAAGUUCACUGUAUUUUAGGAACACCACUUUCAAAUUAUAUUUUUCGGAAUCCGCUUUCGGAAAGUUGUCCAAAUUUUUCGUUUUGAACAAAUAAAAACAAAAAAAAAGUUUUGACUAUUUAUGUCGUUUAUCAACUACUAAAAAUAAUCCCAAAUCGAUAUGACUAGUCAUGAAUCUAACAUUUCCAAUUCGAAAGAGGAGAAAAAGAGAAUGAAAAGCUUGGCCAAGGAGGAGAAACGAAACAAUAAACUGCUGAAAGAGGAGGAGAAGAGAAGAAGUAAGGACGAGAAAAAACGAAGUAAGGAAGAACUAAAGAGGAAGCAAAAAGAAGAAAAGGAGUUAAGUAAACGGAACAAGAACCCACCGAACAUGAAAGUGGAGAUAAAGAAAACAAAAUCCGAAGCUCGAAGUGUAAAAUCUGAGCCCAGAUCGACCGACAAAGCUAACGUAGGCGCGUCUCCAUUUCUCAAAAGUAGAUUCGUGAUGCCUCGAGGGCACAAAGGGUACGUGUUCCCGGUAACUCCAGGACCAGCCAGAUAUCCAGUCACCAGCAUAAAUUAUCCAAUUAUGAAAGCUAGACGACAAAAAGAUUUGACGAAAAAAAUGUUAAAUGGGCCAAGACCACCGGCUUACACAAUGGGAAUUAAGCACAGUGAAAUACGUGAAUUUUACAAUAAAAUUCAAUAAAAGAAGUGCCGUUGAUUAUCGAUUCAAUUGAUAUGAAGUACAUAAAUUGAAUGAAACCUUAA